AUGCCCAGAUUCGCAAAGAGCCUAUGCUACCUUUUGGUGGCCUCCCUGUCAGGGCUGGCAAAGUCUCAGAACUCCACCUUCAACAAUCCAAUACUACCAGGCUUCCACCCUGAUCCCAGUUGCAUAUUUGUGCCUGAGUGGGAUGACACCUUUUUCUGUGCUUCGUCAAGCUUCAAUGCCUUCCCUGGUAUUCCGAUCCAUGCGAGCAAGGACCUUCAAAAUUGGAAGUUAAUAGGUACAAUUCACCCCCUUCUCCCAAUCGCCCGAGAGGAGCAGCUAAUUGGUCCAGCACAUGUUAUCAAUCGAGAAGAACAGCUCCCAGAGUUGGCCUACACCAAUAGAUCUACAGCUGGAAUAUGGGCACCGACCAUCAGGUACCAUGAGGACACCUUCUGGCUCGUGACUACACUUGUUGAAGACGAUCGCCUCGCGGAUGAUCCUACUCGAUGGGAUAAUAUCAUCUUCAAGUCGACUGACCCAUAUGAGCCUUCAUCAUGGACCGAUGCAGUCCACUUCACUUUCGAGGGCUACGACACCUCGCCAUUCUGGGACGACGACGGCAAAGCCUACAUCGUCGGUUCGCACGCGUUCAAGGUCUAUCCCGCUUUGCAGCUGGCAGAAGCAAACCUCGAGACCGGAGAAGUCGGAAGAUGGCAAACCCUAUGGAACGGCACGGGGGGUAAUGCACCAGAGGGACCUCACCUCUACCGUAAAGAUGGGUAUUACUACUUGCUGGUUGCGGAAGGUGGCACAGGGAUGAAUCACAUGGUGACGAUGGCGCGGUCACAGAGCCUCCUGGGGCCGUACGAGUCCGACGCUGCUAAUCCUGAGUUGACCAACGCCAAUACGACCAGCUACUUCCAGACGGUUGGCCACGCGGAUUUAUUUCAGGACCAGUCAGGGAACUGGUGGGGAGUCGCGCUGUCAACCCGUUCUGGUCCAGGCGACAAGUAUUAUCCAAUGGGGCGUGAAACGGUGAUGACGGCGGUCACAUGGGAGGAAGGAGAAUUCCCUAUCUGGACAAACAUCAGCGGGCAGGAGAGCGGGUGGGCAAUGCCUACGGAGAACAAAGAGAUAGGAGGUUCGGGCCCGUUCAUCAACGAAGGCGACGACAUCGACUUUGCCCCAGGAUCAGAGCUGCCCGCUCACUUCACCUAUUGGAGAUAUCCUAACCCGGAUUCGUUUACUGUUUCUCCGGAAGGCCACCCAAAUACCCUCCGACUAAACCCGUCGAAGCUCAAUCUGACGGCACUGAAUGGGAACUAUGCUGGGCCAGACCUCGGCGGCCAGACAUUCGUCGGCCGAAGGCAGCAAGACACACUGUUUACGUACCGAGUUGAUCUCGACUACUCACCCAGUACUGUCGAAGAAGAGGCCGGCGUGUCAGUGUUCCUGACGCAAAACCAUCAUCUCGACAUCGGGGUGGUAUUGCUACCGGCGGACGAGAGCACCACUACUCUGCCCGACACCACCACGACACAGCCGGAUGCCUCCACAGAGCCCAUCCCCCAGAUCCGGUUCCGGGGUAUCUCUUCCGUGGAUGUUCCCGAUCCAGUGAUUGCUCCGGUACCAAGCGAGUGGCUAGGCAAAGCGCUCAGUCUCGAAAUUAAAGCCAUCAAUAUGACUCACUAUUCGUUUUCAGUUGGUCCGGCAGACGCCCAGUCCCUGACACAGACUCUCAUCACUCCGUCAAGUGAUGCUGUGAGCUGGGGCUUUACAGGUGUUAUCCUCGGCAUUUACUGCACAAGUAACGGAGGCGAUGGGAGCACACCAGCCUACUUUUCGAACUGGCAAUACAUUCCUCAGGGGCAAUAUCUGGAUUGA
This is a messenger RNA of Diaporthe amygdali, 1824 nucleotides long. RefSeq lists its product as uncharacterized. The record is from RefSeq and is a predicted model, not a curated record. Lineage: Eukaryota; Fungi; Ascomycota; Sordariomycetes; Diaporthales; Diaporthaceae. Gene Ontology annotation, molecular function: hydrolase activity, hydrolyzing O-glycosyl compounds. Bases 1 to 1824 code for a protein of 607 amino acids. The transcript is spliced from 3 exons. Gene Ontology annotation, biological process: carbohydrate metabolic process.